Messenger RNA from Ectocarpus siliculosus, 915 nucleotides. The record is from the annotation of a GenBank genome assembly. Lineage: Eukaryota; Phaeophyceae; Ectocarpales; Ectocarpaceae.
AUGUCGUUCACGGCAAGCGAUUCCUCUUCAGUCCAAACGUACAACUUCACCGGCAUCGACAAUACUCAUGGGAGCAUCAACUCCAAAUCCAGCCUAAGGCGGAAGAGGAAGCACGACUGGCGGCCAGCCAAUCGCCUCCCGACAUCGCACGGGGUGUCCCCAUCUUUCCCUGGAAGACUUAAGGCAGCCUCGCCAUGGUCUGAGCGCGACAUGAGCUCGGACUGCGUGAUGAACAGGUGGACGGCAAGCUUCGAUGCGGAUCGAGCUCGGUUCCAAUCUAUCUCGGUUAUGUGCGAGCAACGACUGCGAAAGAUUGCUUCGCUACAAGAAUCGCUGGUUCUGAAAGAGAAGCACGAAGGAACUUUACUCAACAAUCUUACCAGCGCAAGAAACUCCAUGAGAUCAUUGCUUGGCAAGGACUCCUUGCUAAUCACGAGAUUCAUAUUUAGGAGCUGGAAGGCGGUAAUGGAGGAUACCAGCGCGUUACGAAGACGUUUCCAGCGAGUGCAAGAUCACCGGAAUGGCUCACGAGAGAACAGAGUGCUGAUGGCAUCGGUGACCAAAAUGGCGCUAGCCGCUAAAGUAGCAGAGAAUCGGAUCCGGUUGGAUAUAGGCGAUGACUUAUCCAUCGAAGAUGAGGAUAUGGGCGUUGGACACUCUACGACGGGUACACAGACUGAUCCGGUAUCCUUUGACAAUCCGUCCGGCGGACGAGUGCCUGGUGGAGAUUCACACACAGCGUCGUCAGGAAGCAAGGAGGAAGCACUGACGCCAAAGACCAGCAACAACAAGCUGCCCAACGAGGACCACGGAGGUCUGAGGAAGGUAUCGAGAGAGCAACGGGUGGCUGAGCAAGGCUGUUUUUUUGUUGGUAUCAUGGGAUACGUGGACAUUUUGCCAGGCAAAGGCGGCUGA